Sycon ciliatum is the source of this 2223-nucleotide messenger RNA. RefSeq lists its product as uncharacterized. The coding region runs from base 1 to 2223 and encodes 740 amino acids. The record is from RefSeq and is a predicted model, not a curated record. Lineage: Eukaryota; Metazoa; Porifera; Calcarea; Leucosolenida; Sycettidae. The transcript has a single exon.
AUGGCGGAUGCGGACACCGACGGGCAGAUUCCGACAACGUCGAGCAAGCACACAUGGAGCCAGUUCCCGACGAACGUGGACUCCCCACCCAACGAGUUCGCGAGAGACGAUCUGGGUCUGAGCUACACUUUGCUAGGGAGCAGCAACAGUCCGCAAGACAAUCGCGCCCCAUCAUCAUAUUACAGCAUCAGUGCCCAAAGCGUACCAGACCCAGACUGCCUGCUGCACAAUGACGUGGACCUGUGGUCAAACGACCCGAAGCCACGGGUCAAGGUCAAACGCACCGUCAAGGAACGCAUUGAGAUGUUCGAGGAAACUCUGGCAACCGCCACUCCGCCAAACUCGAUAAUGUCGGAAUACUGGCAUGGCGACAUUCGAGGGGGUUCGGCCCCGCCAUUGAGUUUGAACAGGCACCGGAAUAAUGCGGCGUUCCCAGCCAAGGCAGCACUGAAGAAGGGUUCAGUGGCGUCAGCGUUACUUCCGGCACUGACGGGAGGCUCUGCCACGCCCAUCGCAACUGGCGUCGUUAGCAAGUCCACGGCGUCGAAAGAAAAAUCCGGUGUCGCCGCCAACAUGCGGCGCAGCAUGAGGCGUCGGACGCCGCAAGCGAGCAAAGAUGGCGGCGAUCCGUCGGCACCUGCCAGGGUGAACGGUUCACACGGCAGAUCAGGUGCGGCUGGGAAGAAGCCCGCUAAUUACAGCAGCGUGCAGGAGCUGGCGUCGGAGAUCCAGAACGCACGGAGCCGUCUGCGUGCCACGAAAACCUUACUAGACCUGAAGCUGAGUGAGGAGUGUGGUGGUGGUGGUGGUGAACAGAAGCCUGCAUCCAGCCCCCUGAGUAGGGAAUGUGCCACCAAUGUGGACCUUAUGGCAAGAAGCCGUCUGCGCGCCGCGCAGGUCUCGACCGACAGCAUGCUACCGGAGAAGGAUGGCGGUGGAGGUGAUCGAGGCGCCGCAUCUGCUCCCACGUCAUUGCGAAGAGCAGAGUGGAUCGGUGUAGACGCCAGGCAGGGUGGCAGCGCGAGCACAGCACAAGCCCCGUCUCACGUCAAGCGGACCGCCGAGAGUGGCGCAUCUAGUGUCUCUACUUUGUCCCCUCACACGUCCUUGCAGAGAGAAGAGUCGGCCAGUGGAGAAUCCGUGGCCGAAAGGCAGCCCGGGACCAGUCAGACCUCGGCCAAUAUCAAGCGACUUGAUGGAGGCAAUAGGGACGAUACGACGUCAGUAAAUACAUCCGUAGCGUCGCGUGGAGGAGAGACCGAACAUGAAGAAUCCAAGACCAGGGAAAACCAGCACGUCGCGGAAACUUCGCUCGGUAGCAAACACGCCAAAGCGGUUUCUGGGGAAGGUCAGACUUUAGCACCUGCAGAGCAUAUAGCAUUACCGAAGCAAGACCCGCUCUACGUGGAUUUCACAGCUAGGGGCCGCGGACAUGCCAGGAAAGCGGUGUCCAACGUCGGACCGAUCGGGGAGAGUGCUGGCAGCGACGAAAACGCUACGCAUACACGCGCCGCGCAAGACAGACGUCACUCGACCGGCGAAGCUAAACCUCGGCCGGUUGUAACCAGUACUGCGUCGUCGACUGCGCAACUCAAGCAGAAGUUUGAGCGCUUGGCCAUCGAUGGCAUCGAACAGCAGAAGAGGAAGCAGCAGCAAGCGCCUCCGCCGAUGCGACGCCUGGCGACGAUACGCGUCCAGUCGAAUUCGGGGACAAACACGUCAAAAUUGCUCACGAGAGGCGGCGGCGGAGAAGCAGCGGACACCGCACCGCGCUCGCAUUCGUCAACCGCAACAUUCCGCAGGAGCCGUGAGAGCACCACAUCGAGAACUUCAACCGUGAGCAAAGGCAGCUCGGGAAGCUCGGACGGGGGCAGUGGCAGCACACGCAGUAGCUUUACCAGCCGCACGGGCUUCUUUCGCCUGCGCAGCAGUGGCUCCGAGCGCAUCACUCGUCAACAGUGCAAGGCGCUGAUGUCGGGUAGCUACUCGUCGAGCUUCUCGCCCAGUCCCGGUGCAGACACAGCCACCCAGUUGAAGUCUCCGGUGAUGCGAGUCAAGAGUGCUGAGUUGCGGACGUCCAUACCCGAACAGGGCGACUACCGCGACAAGUGUUCCAAUAGUCCACGGGCUCUUCUGCAGCGAUUGGCCAGUGCGGAUAGUCCCAGCAAUAGUCCCAUCAUAAGUAUGCUUGAUGAUGAUGGUGGUGUGGAGAUAGCCUUAUGA